AUGCAUAAAUAUUAAAAUGGAAUGAAAAUAAUAAUAAACUUGAAUAAUAUAUUAACGAAACUCAAUAAAUAAAAGUAUGAUAUUUUCAUAUCCUAUAGUGCAGAUGAAGUAAAUAUUUCGGAUCAAAAUGAAGGAUAAUAAAAAAACGUUAACUAAUUACCUUAUGAAAAAUUUAAUGGUCCCCAUUACUGGCUGGCUUGA
Paramecium sonneborni is the source of this 201-nucleotide messenger RNA. The record is from the annotation of a GenBank genome assembly. NCBI's taxonomy places the organism in Eukaryota, Ciliophora, Oligohymenophorea, Peniculida, Parameciidae.